GAUUGGUGCUGUGACCUGCGGCAGCACAGCCGCCCGGGUUGAGCACCCAUGGUGGGCUGGACAUCACACUAGGUGCUGACAGGACCGGCAGAGGCGGCCGCUGCCCUCGUCCCCAGCCUGUACUCCUGGGCGAAGGCUGAUGCUGAACAGGGUGCUGUGGGCCCAGAAGCGCCCAUGCCAGAGGGCAUCCAGAACCAGGCAAAUCUGGGCCUUGCGGGCCCUUGGACCAGUGUCUGUCUGCGGGGAGCCCCCAGUAACCGCUCAGAUCAGCCCGAGGGAAGAUUCUGGACGAGACCGUGGCUGCCCCCGGGGUGGCCCAUGGACACCAGCAGGGGCUCCCAGGAGUGGCCAGGCCCUGCCCGCCCACCAUGCUGCAGUGUAGACACGCACAGGAGUUCAGCUUCGGGCCCCGGGCCCUGAAGGAUGCCCUGGUCUCCACUGACGCGGCCCUGCAGCAGCUGUACGUCACCACCUUCUCCCCUGCCGAGCGGCUCUUCCUGGCCGAGGCCUACAACCCGCAGAGGACACUCUUCUGCACCCUGCUCAUCCGCACGGCCUUCGACUGGCUCCUGAGCCGCCCCGAGGCCCCCGAGGACUUCCAGACCUUCCACGCCUCCCUGCAGCACCGGAAGCCCCGGCUGGCUCGGAAGCACAUCUACCUACAGCCGAUAGAUCUGAGCGAGGAGCCAGUGGGAAGCUCCCUGCUGCGCCAGCUGUGCAGCUGCACCGAGGCCUUCUUCCUGGGCCUGCGUGUCAAGUGCCUGCCCUCGGUGGCGGCCGCGUCCAUCCGCUGCUCCUCGCGCCCCAGCCGGGACUCUGACAGGCUCCAGCUCCACACAGACGGCAUCCUGUCCUUCUUGAAGAACAACAAGCCAGGGGACGCACUGUGUGUGCUGGGCCUCACGCUGUCCGACCUGUACCCCCACGAGGCCUGGAGCUUCACCUUCAGCAAGUUCCUUCCAGGGCACGAAGUGGGCGUCUGCAGCUUCGCCCGGUUCUCGGGGGAAUUCCCGAAGUCGGGGCCCAGCGCCCCUGAUCCAGCCUUGGUGGAGGCAGCAGCAGAUGGCCCUGAGGCCCCCCUGCAGGACAGAGGCUGGGCCCUGUGCUUCAGUGCCCUGGGGAUGGUUCAGUGCUGCAAGGUCACGUGCCACGAGCUCUGCCACCUUCUGGGCCUGGGGAACUGCCGCUGGCUCCGCUGCCUCAUGCAGGGUGCGCUCAGCCUGGAUGAGGCCCUGCGGCGGCCCCUGGACCUCUGUCCCAUCUGUCUGCGAAAGCUGCAGCACAUCCUGGGCUUCAGGCUCAUCGAGAGGUACCAGAGACUCUACACCUGGACUCAGGCGGUGGCAGGGACAUGGCCCAGCCAGGAGGCGGGGGAGCCGUCGGUGUGGGAGGACACCCCGCCCGCCAGCGCUGACUCGGGCAUGUGCUGCGAGAGUGACUCGGAGCCCGGCACCAGCGUGUCCGAGCCCCUCACCCCUGAAGCCUGCAGUCAUGCCUUCUCCUCGGGGCCAGAGGUGGAGCCAGAGGAAGGGCUGAGCUCCCUGGUGGCCUCAGAGGCUCCGCCAGCACUUGGGGGCCCUGCGGAGGCUAUCAAGGAGCAUGAACGGUGGCUGGCCAUGUGCAUCCAGGCCCUGCAGCGGGAAGUGGCGGAGGAGGAGCUGGCACAGGUGGACAGAGCCGUGGAUGCCCUCGACCGCUGGGAGAUGUUCACGGGCCAGCUCCCGGCCAUCAGGCAGGACCCACCCAGCAGCAAUGACAGUGUGGGGCUGCGCAAGGUCCUGGGGGACAAGUUCUUCUCCCUGAGGAGGAAGCUGAGUGCCCGAAAACUCUCCAGAGCAGAGUCGGCCCCCUGCCCCUGGGAUGGGGAAGAGAGUUAGCACAGCAGGGGCUGCCCUGCGUCUCCUUCCCUAGGAUGCUGGCUGGCCAGCGCUGUCCAGUAGCUGAGGCCACUACUGACCUGCCAGGGAUUAAGAGGAAGGGCCUGGCUGGGUGGUGGCUCAGGCCUGUCAUCUCAUCCCUUUGGGAGGCCAAGGCGGGGGGAUCGCCUGAGGCCAGGAGUUUGAGACCAGAUUGGGUAACAUGGUGAGGCUCUGCCUCUACAAAAGAAAAAUUUAAAAAUGAGCUGGAUGCAGUGGUUCAUGCCUGUGGUCCCAGAUAUUCAGGAGGCUGAGGUGGGAGGAUUGCUUGAGCCUAGGAGGUCGAGGCUGCAGUAAGAUGUGAUCAUGCCACUGUACUGCAGUCUGGGCACCACAGCAAGACUGUCUCAGGAAUAAAAAGGAAAGGUUCUUUGGAAAAGCCACGGACCACUUGUCUUCAGGCGCCUCCUUCAACUCCUGUGUCCCAGCCAGCUGCUCCCAGGGGCCUGCACACAUGGAGAGGUCUCUCUGCUCCUGGACACUUCUCAUGGAGUACAACCCGGACUGUGCUGGGGUUGGGACAGAGCCCCCUCGCCCACAGAGGCAGAAGGAAGCAGCGUGCGUCCUGUCUCCUUCCAGGCUGCAGGCCUGCCCUUUAGUUAUUUAUAGCCAGAGCUGGAGAGGCCAGCUCAGAUGAGGAGUGACCCUGGGGGCACACGGGUUCCACGCUGCAACCCAGCUUCCAAGGCUGAGUCUCCUCCACAAAGGGGAAGCGACGGGGUUUUCCCUCUAUCUCAAGCAUCAACCCCAUGCACACACAAAGUGCCCAGUUCUGUGGCGCUAGUAGCAUUCUGAUCCUGACGGGCUUCACCGGGGCUCUCCAUGCAAGUUCUGGGGUUUGCCAUCUCUUCUGACAGAGGCUGCAGGAGUUGAGGGUGUCUGACAUGCACUGAGGGCAGAGGCCCCCUUAUUCCUGAGGCAGCUGCUGCUCACUGUGGGGAAAAUAAACUGCGGUGAUGUUUUUGGGACAGUUUCUUGGCAAAGGCGGCUGCACUGUCAGUACCACCAAGUAGGUGGAGGUGGUGAUCAGAUGAUCUUUUUUUUUUUUGGUCUAGUUCGAUCAGUUGCUGAGAGAGGGGUGUUAUUGCCAUGGCUGGGCAUUUUAUCUGUCUCCCUUCAAUUUUGCCGAAUUUUGCUUCCUGCAUUUUGAAGCUCCUUUAUGUCCAUGCACAUUUGAUUGUUGUGUCUUCCUGAUGAAUUGACCCUUUUAUUGUCAAACGUCCCCCUCAGUCUGCAGUGGAGAGUCCCAGGGACAGAGACUUCCGGUUCUGACAGCGGAAUCCCUUCGGAGCGACGAGGGCGGGGUCACCACUCACGCUCUCUCAUCUGGAAAGAGGCAAGAACAGGGCAGCUUGGACUUUUUGUGUGGGUGGGUGGCUCAUACAGUUAUGGAGGGCUUCUAAGAAAAACAAUCCAAAAUAUAAAACUAAAACUGGAAGGGCUAUGCAGGGGAGGGGACUGAGGCUUCCUUGUGAAUCUGACAUUGGUAGAGGCCGACUGCAGGCUCCCGGUCCCGGCCCCAGAAAAUGCAAAACGACUAGUACGUGUUGACUUCAGAGAAGCAAAGAUGCAGCUCAAAAGCAGCAUUAGGAUUUUCAUCCGUCCCGUUCUCUUUUGCGUAGCUUCAAAGAGGCAUAACACUGACCUGGGAGGGAAGAUGAAGAGCCAGGCCUUUCAGAAAGUGGCCAAUGGAAGGUGCCGGCCGAGCGCACUGCAGUAACAGAAGGUGAAAGCUGGAGCCUGGUGGCUGUUGCUGCAAACAAACCACCCAAGACUUAGUGGCUUAAAUCACAACAGUCUAGCUCAUGAAUCUGUAACUUGGGCAGAGCUUGGUGGAGACGGUUUGCCUCUGUGGUUCAACUGGAGGGUUUGUUCACGUGGCUGCCAAGAGGAAGCUGGCUGGGAAUGUCAGGCCUUCGUUCCUGCCCAUGUGAGGCUCUCCAUGGAGGAGAGGCAUCUUCUUAGGAAGGCAGCUGCCAUAUUGUGAGGAAGCUGGACAAGCAGGGCAGACAGCCAGAGCCAGACAGCAGGCUCCUGGUCCCAGUCUCAGAAAAUGCAAAGGGACAAGUAGGUGUUGACUUCAGAGAAGCAAAGAUGCAGCUCAGAAGUAGCAUUAGGACCUUCAUCCAUACCCCUCUCUUUUGCAUAGCUUCUAAGGGGCAUGACAGUGACCUGGGAGGUAACUGUGACAGAACGAAGAGGGGAGACGAAGAGCCAGGCCUUUCAGAAAGUGACCUGGGCUUCCUCACAAUAUGGCAGUUGCCCUCCUAAGGUGGACAUUCUGAGGGACGGAUGGAAGCUCUGUGGUGUUUCAUAACUCGGCCUCAUGUCACAGAGUGUCACCUUUCCUGCACUCUACUGAGGCAGUGACAAGGAACCCACCCCAGGUUCACGGGGAGAGGCUGUGGCAGGGAAUGUGAGGCAACAGAAUAUCGCUGUGGCCAUUCAUGAACAGUCAGCCCCACUCGGCGUUCGCUGUGGGGAUUUGGCUGGUGCACCUGCUAGACGACCUGACCUGUUUUCCGAUUUCAUCUUCUGCAAAAGGUUAACCGCUGGAGUGAUGUGAGAUUAAACAGAGGUGAUAAAAAUA
Mandrillus leucophaeus (drill) is the source of this 4506-nucleotide messenger RNA. RefSeq names its product archaelysin family metallopeptidase 1 (gene AMZ1). Bases 369 to 1877 code for a protein of 502 amino acids. Gene Ontology annotation, biological process: proteolysis. Lineage: Eukaryota; Metazoa; Chordata; Mammalia; Primates; Cercopithecidae. Gene Ontology annotation, molecular function: metallopeptidase activity. The record is from RefSeq and is a predicted model, not a curated record. The transcript has 7 exons.